AUGUCAAGUUGUUACCNGGGCACACAAUGCAUUCACUUACUUCUAACUGAUUUUGAUUCCUGGAGCGCUGCACGCACCGAGUGUGGAGCGACUGGAGGAGAUUUGAUAAUUCUGGAUGACUGCGACCAGUACAGCAAGGUUACCACCUACUUCGAGAAGCAAGUUUAUAAGCCGUUCGGAUACUGGAUAGGAGGCUCAGAUGAAGCCCAGGAGGGGCGAUGGCGCUGGAUUGAUGGCUCACCGAUGGUCAUGGGGCUUCCUUACUGGGCAAAUGUUGGUUUGGGUGCUCGUGAACCCGACUAUCCCGGCGUGCAGAACUGCCUUGAGCUGAGCUCCCUGUGGUUGUACCGCUUCUCCAACACGCUGUGCUCCGAUACGCGACGUGUGAUUUGCGAGGCGCAGCCCCUCUAGAUCUGCGAGGCGCAGCCCAAUAGAUCUGCGAGGUUCACCCCCUCUAGAUCUGCGAGGCACAGACCCUCUAGAUCUGCGAGGCGCAGCCCACUAGAUCUGCGAGGUGCAGCCCAUCUAGAUCUGCGAGGUGCAGCCCUCUAGAU
This is a messenger RNA of Hyalella azteca, 554 nucleotides long. RefSeq names its product perlucin-like protein. Gene Ontology annotation, molecular function: signaling receptor activity. The record is from RefSeq and is a predicted model, not a curated record. Lineage: Eukaryota; Metazoa; Arthropoda; Malacostraca; Amphipoda; Hyalellidae. The transcript has 3 exons. The coding region runs from base 1 to 411 and encodes 136 amino acids.